Molecule: messenger RNA, 441 nt
Organism: Racocetra fulgida
Lineage: Eukaryota; Fungi; Glomeromycota; Glomeromycetes; Diversisporales; Gigasporaceae
Source: the annotation of a GenBank genome assembly
AUGUCGUCCUCCCAAUCUGCUUCUAUUACAGAUAGGUCACCCUCUCCUUCUGCAUUUAUUGUUGCAAGUGAAACGAGUAGUGAGGAUGAUGAAUUCGAAUUUGUAGUAGAUUAUAAGUUGUUUGUUAAAAUGGCAAAUGGGACUUCAUUAUCUGCUAAAUGGUUUCAAGAAUCUGUAUCUACAGUGAUGAACGAAGAAGGUGCUGAAAGACCAGAUGAUUAUAAAAACAACAAUCAGGUUCCAAGUGUUUCAUCUUUGUCAGUAUAUGACAAAGAAAUAGCUGCAAAUGUAUUACAAAUAAGAACUACAUAUCGUUGUAAUAUGCAUAUUCGCCCCUGCCUUAAUAAAGAAACUCACAAAGAUUUACACAUCAAAAUUACCUUUAUGAUGCUUUCAAUUUGGGCAUCUGAUAUAGUAAUGUUUGUAAUUGUUUUAUAUUGA